CUGCCCUUGUCUCUCUCUUCUGUGAGCUGAGCCGCAAUUUUGCUUAGUUUCAAGAACAGCCCUUCAUCUUUCUCUCUCUCACACACCACGCAACAUACUCAGCCUUCCAUUUUUGUCAACAUCUAUCCAUGUAUUUUUCACUUAUCUAACAGAUGCAAAGUACAAUAAAUUCAGGCUUUUUAUAGGCGGAAAUAUCUUUUGCCAAUUUUCUGAAUCUCUCAGGGUUUGGUGUGGAUAGCGAUAGAUUGGUCGAUUGGAUUUUUCAAGCUGGGAAUUCUCAGUGGAGAGGAGCUGAGUUUAGAUGAGUUUGAGGUUGAAAUGUUGGGUUCUUGGCGUUCAAGUAGGGGAAGAUUUUAGGGACGGAGGUUCUGGUUCUAGGAUUUCGAGGAUUCUUUAACAUUUGCUGAACUAAUAUAGAAAUAGGAUAAAUCCUCUUUUGUGGAGGGUUGGAUUUUACACUUUGUCUUUGCUUUUAUAAUUUUGGGUUGUAAAAAAUGGAGUACCCUUAUCCAUCUACGGAAAAGGGUGGUUUUUGGGCAUCGCCUCGGGCUCAGAAAGAUGGAAAUGCAUCAUUUGAUGGCGGUACUAGGACCUGGAAUUUGGAAGAUUCGUUUCAAGAAUUGAUGAAUUUCGAUGCAUAUGCCGGAUGGUGUAAUAGUCCAAGUUCAGCGGACCAGUUUUUCGGUCCUUUUGGUUUGUCUCCCAUGAGUUCAAGUUAUGUGCCUUUAGAUGGAAUGAACUUUGGAGAACAGAGUACUGAGGGCUUCCGGGUGGCAGAUGGUGAGACCGGGGGAAGUUCUUCUUCUGGUGUGGAAGAUAAAAUGAUCCGUCAGGAUUUGGAGAACCGGUUCCAUGUUCCGAUGGAUACAGCUAGUGAAGGGGUUGACCUCACUGGUCGAAAUGAUAAGAGCUGUAAACAGCAUGAUGAUGAUGUUGUGAACACUGUGAACUCUUUGAUUUCAAGGCCACCUUCCCAAACUCUUCCUGAGAAAAUGCUCAAGGCGUUGUCUCUGUUUAAAGAGUCAGCUGGAGGGGGUAUUCUGGCGCAAGUUUGGAUUCCAAUUAGGGAUGGUAACAGAUACAUCUUAAGCACUUGUGAACAACCUUAUUUGCUUGAUCAGGCUCUCUCUGGUUAUCGUGAAGUGUCCAGGGCAUUCACUUUUUCUGCAGAAGUGAAACCAGGGUCUUUUUUGGGGCUUCCUGGACGUGUAUUUGCCUCUAGAGUUCCAGAGUGGACAUCGAACGUUAUGUAUUACAAGGAAGCUGAGUAUUUGCGAGUGCAACAUGCUCUUGACCAUGAAGUAUGUGGAUCAAUUGCUUUCCCUGUUUUUGAGGAUGAUUCCUUUGAUUUGUCAUGCUGUGCAGUGCUGGAACUUGUCACAAUUAAAGAACAGCCACACUUUGAUUUGGAGAUGGAUAGUGUUUGUCGUGCACUGCAGGCUGUAAACUUGAGGAGUGCUGCACCACCUCGACUAUAUCCCCAGUGUCUAUCAAAGAAUCAAAGAGUUGCAUUAGCUGAGAUAACUGACGUUUUACGAGCUGUAUGUCAUGCACAUAGGUUGCCUUUGGCUCUGACAUGGAUUCCAUGUAGUUACACUGAAGCUGUUGAUGAACCUGUAAAAUUACGCGUUGGAGGAAGUGCUGCCAGUUCUAAUGAAAAUUCCAUACUGUGCAUUGAAGAUACUGCUUGUUAUGUCAAUGAUCGAAGUAUGGAAGGAUUUGUGCAUGUGUGCAUGGAACAUUAUCUUGAGGAAGGACAAGGUAUUGCUGGGAAAGCUCUUCAAUCUAAUCAUCCAUUCUUCUUCCCUGACGUGAAAGAUUACCAUAUAAGUGAAUAUCCGCUUGUUCAUCAUGCACGUAAAUUUAACCUGAAUGCUGCUGUAGCAAUUAGGCUAAGGAGCACGUAUACUGGUGAUGAUGACUACAUAUUAGAAUUCUUUCUUCCUGUCAAUAUGAGAGGGAGUUCAGAGCAGCAGCUUCUGUUAAAUAACCUCUCCAGUACUAUGCAGCGGAUCUGUAGGAGUUUGCGGACAGUGUCAGAUGCAGAAUUGAUUGGGGGAGACGAUAUUAAAGUUGAGUUGCCCAAUAGGUCAGUCAAUAACUUACCUACAACUGCAUUACCGAGGAACUGCUCUCAACAAUCUCUGUUGAAUAGCAAUUCGAGUUCUUCGGAUCAUUUGUUCUCAGGUACAUCUGAGACAAAGAGUUCUCAUAAGGGAGAUACUGCUUCUGGUGAGCAGGCAAUGGCUGGACCAAAAAGGCAAUCUGAGAAAAAGCGAAGCACAGCGGAAAAGCAUGUCAGCUUAAGUGUUCUCCAGCAAUACUUUUGUGGGAGCUUGAAGGAUGCUGCCAAAAGCAUUGGUGUUUGUCCGACUACACUAAAAAGAAUAUGUAGACAGCAUGGCAUCUUGAGGUGGCCAUCCCGCAAGAUAAACAAAGUGAAUCGUUCUUUGAAAAAGAUCCAAAGUGUGCUUGACUCUGUUCAGGGGGUGGAAGGAGGUCUGAAGUUUGAUCCAGCUACUGGGGGCCUAUUGGCUGGUGGCUCUGUCAUCCAAGACUUUGAUACUAGAAAAGGCAUGCUCUGUCCAGUAAAAAGUGCUUCUCUCAGAAACCCUGAUUCACUCACCCAAGAUACAACUUCUGCUUGUCAAACUUAUUGCAUGGAUGGCGAGAAUUCUGUGGUCAAAAUGGAAGAGUGCGAUAUGGAUGCCAUUGAAGUGCAGAAUGCUAAUAUGCUGAGUCCAAACUCUCGUAAGGAAGCAAGUAAACUGCAGUCAAGCACAGUAGUAUGCUGCAAUGACGCCAAACUGGCUGCAUUAGAUGCAGGGCAAUCACAGCCAGCUAGUCCUUGGCCAUAUUCUGGUAAUGCAUCUCUUGAUUCUUACCUAAAAAAGAGUAGCGACAAGGAAUGGUGUCUAAAUGGUGAUAGGCAGAAGUUAGAUAAAUCCGACCAUCAGUUAGUUUCCCUUAGUUCGAGCUCUCUUGUUGUUGUUGAUGAGAUUGAGGCGAAGAUGAAGAGUGAUAAUGGAUUGGAUGGUGAUGACGGAGGCCUUGAGUAUAAUCAGCCUACCUCCUCAAGCAUGACUGAGUCAUCAAAUGGGUCUGGGUCAAUGAUGAAUGGCAGUUCAUCAAGCUCUAGAAACUUUGGUGAACAAAAGCAUUCAAAAAAUGAGUCAAACUUCGGAGACAGCAGUUCAAAACUGACUGCGAAAGCUACGUAUAAGGACGAUACGAUUCGGUUUAAAUUUGAUCCUUCUGCAGGAUGUUUACAACUUUAUGAAGAAAUUUCAAAGAGGUUCAAACUACAAUUGGGGGUGUUCCAGUUGAAGUACUUGGAUGAUGAAGAGGAAUGGGUGAUGUUGGUAAGUGAUGCAGAUCUCCAAGAAUGUCUUGAGAUCCUAGACUUUCUUGGUACUCGGACUGUCAAGUUUCUGGUCCGAGAUACACCUCAGACCAUUGGCAGCUCAGGUAGCAGCAAUUGUUACUUGACAGGAGGUUCAUAAAGUCAACGGCGCAAGCUGAUAACUGUUGUUUCUUGAAGUGAAUUAUGUUGGCUUCGAAGCUGAUCUCAAGGAGUGACUUAAAACAUCUUGUUUUGCACUCAUCUUCUGGAGUUUUGUCUUUAUACUGGUUGUGCCAAUUGUGUUUUGGCUGAAAAACCAAGCAUAUAAAAGAAUAAGAAGGAAGAAGCAGGCCAACGGCUAGCAUUUUUUUCAGUAAGGUUUCUGAUUGAAAUCCAUCCAUGUCACUAGAUCUUUUUUUUUUUUACUUUUGUACAUGUAGAAGUUACUGAGGUUUGCAGUCUUUAGAAGAGCUAGGCCGCUAAAUGUUUGUGUUCUGACCCAUUCUGUAUAGUAGUUAGGUAAAAACAUAUGUAGGAAAGUAUGAAAGUAUCAGGGGCUAAUAUCUCUGCUAAUGUAUGUUUUUGUAUGAAAGGAUAGUAGAUUUGUUACUUCCUGUUUCUAUCUUACCCUA
Molecule: messenger RNA, 3975 nt
Organism: Coffea eugenioides
Lineage: Eukaryota; Viridiplantae; Streptophyta; Magnoliopsida; Gentianales; Rubiaceae
Product: protein NLP9-like
Exons: 7
Coding region: 495-3503 (1002 amino acids)
Molecular function (GO): protein binding; DNA-binding transcription factor activity
Source: RefSeq, a predicted model, not a curated record